AUGACACGAUACAUUUUAGGUGGUGUAAUAGGGUCUGGAACAUACGGUGAAGUGUACGAGGCAAUCGACACAGAAACAAAAGAAAAAGUUGCUUUGAAAAGAAUAAAACUCAAUGAGAAGGAGGGAAUGCCAGGAACUGCAUUGAGGGAGAUAUCAAUUCUGAAGAAGCUUAACCAUAGAAACAUCAUAAGCCUGGUGUCUACGAUACAUACGGACACAUUGCUAACAAUGGUGUUUCCAUUUAUAGACUAUGAACUAAAAAAGUACAUCGAGAUGAAUACAGGAAGGAAUAUAAUGGAGCUCAUUAACCAAUUGAUAUGCGGCGUGCAUUAUUUACACAGGAUGAAUGUUGUCCAUAGAGAUCUUAAGCCCCAGAAUAUUCUUGUCACAAGUGACGGUGUGCUUAAGAUAGCAGAUUUUGGACUAUCAAGAAGCCUAGAAAUAAGGGUACCACCAUACUCCAGUGAGGUGGUUACUUUAUGGUAUAGGUCUCCAGAAUUACUUAUGGGAAGCACCAGCUACCGGUUUUAUGUGGACAUAUGGAGUUUGGGAUGUAUAAUCUAUGAGAUGAUAACACUUGAGCCUCUUUUCCCUGGAGAAAGCAAGGAAAACCAACUAACUCUAAUCAGAAGAAAGGCAGGAACAAGAAGGUCUCUUAAGAAUGUUGUUGAGCAAAGUCUGGCAGCCCCAAAGUUUUUGAUAGAGAUCAUACUAAGAUGUCUCGACCUCAAUUACAACCAAAGGAUUACUGCAGAUGAAAUAAUAGGGAUUCUUGAAAAUGAAUAUGAAGCCCGGUGA
Messenger RNA from Encephalitozoon romaleae SJ-2008, 798 nucleotides. Its product is annotated as cell division protein kinase. Lineage: Eukaryota; Fungi; Microsporidia; Unikaryonidae. The transcript has a single exon. Gene Ontology annotation, cellular component: nucleus. The record is from RefSeq and is a predicted model, not a curated record. Gene Ontology annotation, molecular function: ATP binding; cyclin-dependent protein serine/threonine kinase activity. Gene Ontology annotation, biological process: protein phosphorylation. Bases 1 to 798 code for a protein of 265 amino acids.